AAAGCUAUACCACUGAGAUUAUACAUAGAAAGAAAUGUAAAGUAGUUAAAUAAGUUUUCUAUUUUCUACCUUUUUUUUGCAUACUGAAAUUGAAUUCGAGCAAAUGUAAUCAAAAGCAGCUACAUUUGAUUUUGUAUAAAACGUAAAUUGUUUAACUUCAUUCAAGUGUUGAAUAGAAUUUGCUUUGCCUUGGACCCGGGCAAUGUCGUCUUCCAAUUCCAAAAAUUAACCUGACAUUGAACCAGCGAGUCGAGUAACGUGCUUCACCAUCACACUUUCGCUGACCAAGCAUCGAUCUCGUGUCAACAUUCUCGCAUUCUAACUGACUUCUUCAGUCAGUUCACAAUGCAUUGCAGUCGCAUUAUCAUCAUCACAAUUUUCUUCUUCGUCUACUUCGGUAGUUGCAACCCGUUGCCCGCUCGCCCCAUGUUGCAGCGUCGUCAGGUGGUGCAGCCCACUUGGCUGUUGCAUCCCUCCCAGUUGGCCACGGGUCAGGCGGCCCUAGUGCGAGUGACGCCACAGAAUCUCAAGGAGGCGGCAGCGAUUCGCAGCUCCAUUCAGAAGGCGGUCAAAGACGGCAGCUACGUGGUGGCCGCAGAUCCCAAGCAGUACCAAAUUGCGCUUUCGCAGCUGGGCUACAACACUGGCAUGCUUGGAGCAAGUCCAGCGAUGCCAAUGUUUCCACCGAUUCCAGCGUUUCCAGCGAUGCCCAUGAUGCCGGCGUUCACGAUGCCAAAUGCCAGUUGGUGGCAGCAACCGCGUUUAUUUUCCACCUAA
This is a messenger RNA of Drosophila albomicans, 777 nucleotides long. RefSeq lists its product as uncharacterized. NCBI's taxonomy places the organism in Eukaryota, Metazoa, Arthropoda, Insecta, Diptera, Drosophilidae. The transcript has 2 exons. The record is from RefSeq and is a predicted model, not a curated record. The coding region runs from base 346 to 777 and encodes 143 amino acids.